CCAUAAGCACAACAACAAAAUAAGGGUCUGAAAUCGGAAUGUUUGCAACUUUAAUUCGACAAGUAUGAUUAAUGACAACGUUUAAAAUGUUAAUCCUGGGCGUUAUUGAAGGAAUAAAAGUUAAACAUGGCGUUUGCUCGCUGAGGGGGAACAAGCGGAGUGUGCUGAUUUCUGACCAUGGCCGAGCCUACGAAGAAGAAGCUGAAAAAGCCUGACGUGAAAAUUGUCUUGCUGGGUGACAUGAAUGUGGGGAAAACAUCUCUUCUCCACAGGUACACCGAGAGGAAAUUUAAGGACACAGUGAGCACAGUCGGAGGGGCUUUCUAUCUCAAGCAGUGGGGACCCUACAAUAUCUCCAUAUGGGACACUGCAGGUCGUGAACAGUUCCAUGGUCUUGGCUCUAUGUACUGCCGUGGUGCAGCUGCAGUCAUCCUCACCUAUGACACAACCAGCUGGCAAAGCUACGUAGAGUUGGAAGAUCGCUUUCUAUCCCUAACUGACACCGCCAAUGCUGACUGUAUCUUUGCCAUAGUAGGCAACAAAGCUGAUCUGACUGACACGCAUGCACAAGGUUCAAAUCCGGACAGAGGGGAGGAGAACAUGUCUGCACGUUCAUCUUUUUCUUCCUCCUCCCUUCAGCGCAAACAGGUGAACAGAGAAGAUGCCAUGGCUCUCUAUGGGCGUGUGCUACAUUACAAAGGGCUGGAAGAGAAGGCCUGUCUGCCCGCUGAAAGGAUGGUCUUUGAGACCAGUGCUAAAACUGGCUACAACGUGGAUGUGUUGUUUGAAACAGUGUUUGACUUGGUCGUGCCCUCAAUCCUAAAGAAGCGAAAUGAGGUUGAGAGCACUGUUGAUCUGGAAGCACCCAGUAAAGUUAAGAGGACUAAAGCUGGCUGUUGUGCCUAGGAGGGUCUAAAAUGGGAAUUUAAACGAACGAAAGCACAGAAGGUUGUUUACAUUUCAUCGAAAAUUCUGGUAACCCUUCUGUUAGAAUGGAUGACCAUAUUUUUGUAAAUUGAAUAAUUUGUAACAAUCAAUGUUAAUUAUUAAACAGAGAAAAAUAAGUAUUAAUCAAGUUGACCAUGGCCUAAAAGGAACACGUAAGUUGUUUAACAUUGUUUUAUUUGCCCAACUGUAAUGAAUUUUAAUUAUAUGUGAUGUGCUGUGAUUCCAGGUACUAUAAUUUAUCACUUUAAAAAAAAAAAAUGAAACAAUCUUGUAACAAAUUAUGUGAAAAUAAUAAGUGUUUUUUUUAUUUAUUAGAAAACAAAAAAAAUAAACAUGAUUGUAAGUUA
Messenger RNA from Clarias gariepinus (North African catfish), 1295 nucleotides. RefSeq names its product RAB20, member RAS oncogene family (gene rab20). The transcript is spliced from 3 exons. The coding region runs from base 178 to 906 and encodes 242 amino acids. Gene Ontology annotation, molecular function: GTP binding; GTPase activity. The record is from RefSeq and is a predicted model, not a curated record. Gene Ontology annotation, cellular component: endomembrane system. Gene Ontology annotation, biological process: intracellular protein transport. NCBI's taxonomy places the organism in Eukaryota, Metazoa, Chordata, Actinopteri, Siluriformes, Clariidae.